Monodelphis domestica (gray short-tailed opossum) is the source of this 6045-nucleotide messenger RNA. NCBI's taxonomy places the organism in Eukaryota, Metazoa, Chordata, Mammalia, Didelphimorphia, Didelphidae. The record is from RefSeq and is a predicted model, not a curated record.
ACCCACAUGGGGAAGUCAGAGAAGGUGAUCUUUACUUGUCAUUCAUUUUAGUGAGUCAGAAGGACCUUCUGCAGCAUCAUCUAGAUGACUUAAAGGGGGUUUCUAGUAAGGAUGUGGGGAGAGCUGGGAGAUCUCUUUAUGGGGUACUUUGGAAGAAGAGGUCAGUGGCCUAGGGCUGGAACUCCCUGGAAUCUGACAAAAAUAUCCAUCUCUUCAUCUUUCCAGAGUGAACUCAGACAUGAAUUCAUUGCCACCCCCAAGGAGGACGGCAAGGGUUGGGGGUUGGAGGGGGUUGGGGAAAACGUGUGGAGGGAGGCGUUUGUUCCGGGAGGGAUUUAGGCGGCGCUUUCGCUUCUAAUCUGCUUCGAGAACAUCUGCCGCCGCUCCACUUGUCGGUGACAUCUUGCUAUGGUGGAAAGGUUUGGAGGACUGGGUGCUACGAAGAUCCGCCGUUGUUAGCAUCCAAUUCGCUUCUACCUUUGGCAGAGGGCGCCGAACUCGAGUAGAAGAAAGGGAGACGAUCCAGAAAGGUUCGGGUGAAGAAGGCUGGGGCGCGUCGCAGGUGGACCGAGAGUACAAGGAAGCAGCUGCCACCGAAAACUCUCCUUGGAAUAAACCUGUGGAGGAGGAAAGAGGAGAGAGAGGCGUCGGAAGAGGAAGGGAAACCGCGGCCGGGGGCCGGCUGGCCCCGCUGGCUCCCGCCGGGCGGGGACCAUGCAUUGUGGGAGCAAGGUGAAGAGCGAAUACAUGAAGCGCUACAAAGACCCCAAGUGGGACACAUGUGGCCCGUGCUACCGGGAGCUAUUGCAUUAUCGCCUGAGCCGGCGGCUACUGGAGCAGACGCACAACCCUUGGUUAUGGGACGGCUGGGGGCCGUCCAGCAACUCGGACGAUUCCUCAUCUUCUGGAGGUGGUGGGGCCUCCACGCCCCUGGGUCCCCAGGGAGCUUCGGCCCCUUCUCCACCCCAGACUCCCCUCAAGCCCGAAAGAGAGGGAGAGGAACUCGGAGUGGAAGAGAAAGGGGCCGAGGCAUCCGAGGAUGAGGACGCUGCCAGCCCUCCAGGUAAGUGGUUGGUUGUUCCUCGGCGGAUGAUUGGGGCAACCCUUGUUUUGGAAGAUGACAGUUUAGUAGGGCGCGUUCUUGUUUAUCUGUUACUUUCUGAGAUCGGAGCUGGAGGGGGAGAGGAGGAUUUUUCCCCCCACUCUUUACUUCCUUCUCCUUCCCAUCAUACCCAGUCACCCCGGACCCCAAAACUCACCGCCCCCACCUCCAGCCCAGUCAACGCAUGCCUGGAAUUCAAGGCCCUCCAUGAUUGGGGUGUAUAUGAUUCUACCCUUCUGGCCUUAUUUCAGAUUCCCCUCGAUAUGCAUGCUUUAGCCAAACUAGACUUGUGCUAUCCAACUUUUGCCUUCACUAAAACACCAGGGAAAGUCACACAAGAAAAAGAUAAACAGCAAAUGGAAGUGAAAAAAGAACAGAUAGAAGUGAAAGACAAACUAAUGGAUAACACAGAUCAUCCUCGACAACGUGCCUUGCUUUCUGGAGCUGAUAAGAAAACAGCAAAAAGUCCUCAAAGACCAAGUAAAACAAAAGAAGUCAAACAUCCAUUUGCUCUUUAUGGCUGGGGGGAAAAACAGACCGAUACUGGGAGCCAGAAAACACAUAAUGUAUGUGCUUCUGCUCCAGAACAACAGAUUCAUGAGUCAGCAUUACGAGCCAAGAACAGAAGACAAGUGGAAAAAAGAAAACUGGUCAAUCAGAGACAAAGAGCCUAUUCUGUAGAUGUGCAGAAACCCAGAAGGAGCAAGCCUUCCUCUUCAGAUAGUCCAUGGAUGACAGAGUACAUGAGAUGCUACUCAGCAAGAGCUUGAUGAAAGAAAAAUGUGCUUAGAUGACCUCAUUAAAAACAGGACAUUGGUUUGGGAAACACAAUGAUUAUGGAAGGGUUUGUUUAGAGAAUUCCCAAAAGAGUGUUAUUUUCGUGUAUUCUGAUAACCUACCUCCGUAGUAGGGUGGAUAGCCGAAGCCAUAGACAUUUGAAGUUAUUCAUGGUGAUCAUUUUCUAGGUCUUUGGUAUUCUUGUGUUUUUGAGGCAUUUUUAUCUUAGGAGCAAAUGGCACAAAAUGCCUUUUUAGUGGCAAGAUUUAUAAGACGCUUAGUAAUUGGUUUUUCAUAAUUAUAGACAGAGCCCAUUCUUAUGAACAUCCACAAACCCUGUAGAAAGUAAGAUGGUUCCAUUUUUGGACUUAACACGCCUGUUUUCAAUUACAUGAGUGGAAGAAUCAAUAGUAAAAGAGCGAUCAUUCCUGAGAGCUAUUCUGAUCCCUACCAUCUUGUGAAAUGAGUUCUGGUAAAAAGUUCUAUUUAGCUUAUUUCUCUAUUAAUUCAUUAUCAUUUCAUGUGGACAAGUAACAUUUAAACUUGGCUAGGGUUUAAUCUCAUUUUUUCUCCUUGCUGGUUUGGGCACUUAAUCGAUUUAAUAAUCCUAUUCCUAUUGAGAGAUCUGUGCAAUGAAUAUUUUAGGGUAAGACUGAAGGAUUUUUUUGAGUCAAAGACUGCCACAAGUUAAAUUUUCUACUGCAGAACUUUAAGAGCACACUACUGAUGACUUAAUUACUUGCUGAAUCUGACUUGUGGCCCUAUUUUAAUCAUGUAUUUUUGACACUUGUAUGACAACUGGUUUUUAAGAAUAAAUGGGCUUCAGAGCAGUAAAUUUUAGAAUUUGUACUCAAAGUUAGAAUACAUUUGUAAGUAUUGAAGUUCUGGAUCUGAUCAGAAAUGGGAAAUUGAAGAAAUGAUGUCAGCAGCCUCAUUUCCACUUGCAUUGCUUUUCUUCUUCAGAACAAAUUCAACAGUAAGCAAAUGUUGGCUUUUUUACAGUGUUCCUCAAACUUAUGAAUUCAUUGGCAUUCCUUAUUGAUAUUCUUAUAUCAUGAUAUAUCUCAGGGAAUGAUUAUGUGUUUCCCUGCAUAUGUAUAAGAAUUCAAGAGGAAUUAUCUUUCUUUGGAGCUCCAAAAUGUCCUUAAUAAGUAUAGUUUUCAGCUAAGUCUGAAUAUGGCUUCUUUUUCUAUCCAUUAGGGAUGGAGACCUGAUUAUGGGAUCUGAUUAUUAAAGAUCCUUGAAGGAAAAGGGAAAACCCCACAUAUGUAGCUCUAGCAGCAAGCAUGAACAAGAAUUAUGUGUUAUUAUAACAGGUGCUUUUAGAUGUGAGACUAAAUAUUCCCAAGUUUUUAUUCUCAGUCUUUAGAACAAUGCCAACAACUAUAGUGUAUAUAUUCACACUUUAUGAUAUUUUUUUCUUUCCUCAUUUGGUCUUUAAAUAUAUUCUACUUGUUUAGUUAUAAAUAUGUUAGGUUUUGAAAGCUGAUUUCUAAAUAGUAAUAGACUUUCUGCUUAAUUGUGCUUUUUGAUCUUUAUAUGGUUUUGAGGUUCAUUCACUUGUUCAGAGAGCUGUCUGUGCCAGUCAUUGAACCAUAUGAGUUAAAUCAAAUCUCUUUAUUCUGUAUAUCAUUACCAAAACCAAAUCACCAAUGCAUGUCAGCACUUCUGGUAAUAAUCCUUUAAAAUCAUUAUUCGUUUAUUAAGCCGUAAACAUUGGAAGUACCAAAUGUCCAAAGGAAUGUGGCAAUGAGUGGUAGUUAUGUAAAUGGAUGUAAAAUUCAGUGUUCUCACAUGGUCAGGUUUAGUAAUCAAGCUUAAACUUUUCAUAUUGCAUCUGACAAUCAGAAAGUAGCACUGUGAAGUAAGGUAGAAUUGAAAUGUUUAAAAAUAGCCUUAGAAAUUUCAUUUUCAAAUCAAUUUUUUAAAAAAAAGUCUUUUCUAGUCUAGAAAACUGACUUGCCUGUAACUUAGUACCAAAAAUCCAGACAGACUCACAGAAAACUAAAGGCUAAAAAUGACCAAAAUAAUUUUGUUCAAAAACUACCAGAAGCAAAAAGAUAAAUAUGGUUUUAAUUGUAUUUUUGAUACCUACUACUAACUUACACUGAUUUCUUUAAAAGUGGCUAUAAUAAUCCUGUCAGUUUUUUAGGGGUGGGUGGGUGGAACACUAAUUCAACUCUCCUUUCAUUAGAUUACAAUUUAUGACACUUUUUCUUAGGCUUUGAAACAAUUCUGUGAUCAUGCAAUUUUUUUUCCUUUCUUAUAAACAAAGAUAAUUUCCCAUGAUGCUAUUACCAGUUCUCUGUGAUAACUUAUUAGAAAAUAAAGUAAUGUAAAUAAAUUCACAUGGAAGAAGUCUGAGACUGAGAAUGGGAUCUUUUAAAAUAUAGAGGAAAAGAUAUUUAAAGGAGAAAAUGUUGCUAUGAGAUUCCCCCUCUCCAAUUUUAGCUUUAAUAUUUUAGUUAAAAAAAAUCUUUGUUAAAAAUCUUUUGCCAUCAGUGUGCUCCUUUCCUUUUGCUGAGCUCCUUUUUCCUUCACCUUCAACGUAGUAAUAGAAUUUUGAAAGCAGUGGCAGCUGUGUGGGUAAAUAAAAGUGACUAUUUUUCCUUCUCUCCCUGUUCCUUAAAACUUAAAGAACAAAACAAAACAAUAACAGCAACAAUCUAAUAGUGUAUUAAAAACAACAACAACAAACUCUUCUCAUGGCUCUUUAUCUAGAAAAUUUUAUAUACUACUCUACCUAUUAUUUUUGUAUGUUUUUGGUCUAAUGUGUUAAUGAAAUAUAUGAAAUUCAAUGCCCUUAUCGUAAUGAAAAUACUAAUGAAUAGAAGACUCAGAUGGGUCUUUAACUUAUUUGAAGAUAGAAUUAUAGACUCUUGAGUGGCUGCUCUAGUUUGACUUUGCUUAGGUUUUAUGUGCUUGGAUUAGAUCCAAAAUCAGUUGUUAAAACUGAAAGGGAAUGAUAAUAGUGUGCCUUGUUUGGGGCCACUUCUCUGUUUUAGAAAACAGCUAAGUGAUGUCAAGGUAAGGUUCAGUUUAAUGAUGUGGCUACUGCAAAUUGAUUGUCUAAAAGGAAAUGAUCCCACAUAAUAUGCUUUACAAAAUGAGUCUUACUACAUUAUUUACCCCCAAUGUCUAAGAUGAACCAAUUUAAACUCUUGGAGAGCUGGGAACACAAAUUCCUAGUGAAGCAUCAUGAAAGUCAGUCAUAUUUAUAAGUAUCCAAACUGUUAAUAGGUAAAACUAGAGACACAAAGUACUUCUGAACUGAAAAUUCUUUUUUUAGUUGAAUGUCAGUGAAAAAUUGGGUUUUGCAUUUCAUUAGUUUUUGAAGCCACACAGUGAGGUUUGCUUAGUUUGAAUGUUGAGUUUGCUCAGUAUCAAACUUGCAGUCUACUAUGAUCUGUGUAAAGACCUUGUUAUAAUUUGUCUCUGACACCAGAUAAAAUACAUAAAAGAAAUCAGCAUGCUUGCUUCAAAACUCUGCUUUCAAAUUGCUUUGCUAUUGUUUUUAUAAAUGCCACAGGAUGACAGGACAUUUUAGUGCAUGAUUAUGCUCAAUAUUAAACCAUCAUACAGGAAGUACUGUUUAGAUUUAAGACCAAUAAUGAUCCCCUUCUUAACACUUGUGGAGAAAUUUGGGUGGUUCUCAAUUCCAAAUUGUUAUUUUUUUAAAUAAUCUAUACAGCUUGGAAAUUGUUCAGGGAAUGAAAAUAUUCUAAGCCCCAAUGCUCUUUCUAGGAAAGAAAAAAAAAACAAAUGCUUAUACAUUCUUAAACAAGAGACCUUUUGAAUGAUCAUUUUAUUAUUGAUAAUAGUGACAAAAAGUUCUUAGCUAUUUUAAGGGCACUCAAAGGAUAUUCAUGAUUUCCUAUUUCAAUUUCAGUAGACCAUGCAUUGGAUGUGGUCUUUUAAUGAAUAAAAAGAAGGAAAAUUGUCACCCCCUACCCCUAAACCCCGCCUUUUAAAGCACUGCAUUCACUUUAAAUUUUAAGAAGUAAAGGCUAGACUAAUCAUCAAGUUCUGGCAAUGCGAAUUUCAGGUUUUACUUUUCUAAGAGAAUAGAAUGGAUUGUUUUUAGCUUCUCUGAUAUUGUAUUUACUUGUAUAAAUGUGAAUAAAAUUAAUACUACCAGUAAAGAAUUAUAAUUUUGUGAAAAACAA